GUCAUAAUGCUUCCACUCUUAAAACAUUAUUUCAUUAUGUUUUGUUGAAUUUUCUUCUUUUUCGGUAGCCGCUCUUUCUUCUACGUUUGACUGCGAUACGAAAAGGAGGUCACCUUGGAGUGUCAUUCAAAUUUUAGCGGGGUUUGGUGCUCUAUCGCGUUCUAAUUUUUUAAUUAAUAUUUAUUGUUUUUAAGUAAAAGUCUAAGUAAAAAAUAAAUAUGGGUGGAAGGUGGUCAGGUAUGGAUCCUUCUGAAAUCGAAGUACCAGAAUUAAAUGCUUUAUUGGAAAGAGAUCCGUACUUAAAACCGUAUGAGCAAGAGUUUCGUAAAAGAUAUGCAUUGUUCAAAGAUUACAUUGAAAAAAUAGAAACUGGUGAUGGCAGUUUAGAUAAAUUUUCAAAAGGAUAUGAAAAUUUUGGGAUCCAUGUAAAUGAAGAUAAUAGUGUGACCGUACGAGAAUGGGCACCUGGAGCACAAGAAUUAUUUUUAACAGGAGAAUUUAAUUAUUGGAAUAAAACAGCCAAUUCAUUUAAAAAGUUAGAUUAUGGAAAAUGGGAAUUGUAUUUACCUCCUCUUGCUGAUGGUAGUUGUCCUAUAAAACAUCUUUCAGAAGUGAAAUUAAUUGUUAAAGAUCAGAAUAAUGAAUUAUUAGAACGAAUAAGCCCAUGGGCUACAUACGUUACACAGAAUUUGGCUGAAAGUACAUUAUAUAAACAACGUCUAUGGAAUCCAUCACCUGAAAAUGUUUAUAAGUUCAAACAUCCUAAACCAAAGAAACAUGAGAGUCUUAGAAUUUAUGAAUGUCAUGUCGGUAUUGCAACUCAAGAACUAAAGAUUGGUACAUACUUAGAAUUUGCUAAAAAUAUAAUUCCUCGUAUUGUAAAACAAGGUUAUAAUGCUAUACAGUUAAUGGCUAUCAUGGAACAUGCGUACUAUGCCAGCUUUGGUUAUCAGGUGACCUCUUUCUAUGCUGCUUCAUCCCGUUAUGGUACACCAGAAGAAUUAAAGGAAUUAAUAGAUACAGCACAUGAACAUGGCUUAUAUGUUUUACUGGACGUAGUACAUUCUCAUGCAUCAAAAAAUACUUUGGAUGGAUUAAAUAUGUUUGACGGUACUGAUAAUUGUUUCUUCCAUACUGGUCACCGUGGACAGCAUCCACUUUGGGAUAGUAGAUUGUUCAAUUAUGGGGAAUAUGAAGUACUUAGAUUUUUGCUAUCUAAUUUACGUUGGUACAUCGACGAGUAUGGUUUCGACGGAUUUAGAUUUGAUGGUGUCACAUCAAUGUUGUAUCACUCAAGAGGACACGGACAAGGUUUCAGCGGACAUUAUGAUGAAUAUUUUGGUCUUAAUGUUGAUGUUGAAGGUGUUGUGUAUUUAAUGCUUGCAAAUCAUUUCUUACAUAAUCUUUAUCCAGAAAUUACUACAGUGGCAGAAGAUGUUAGUGGAAUGCCUGGAGUAUGCAGGCCAGUUAGUGAAGGUGGAUUAGGAUUCGACUACCGUUUAGCUAUGGCUAUUCCAGAUAAAUGGAUUAAGCUUUUAAAAGAAGUGAAAGAUGAAGAUUGGAAAAUUGGCGAUAUUUGUUGGACAUUGAGUAACCGAAGAUGGAUGGAAAAAACUGUAGCUUAUUCAGAAUCUCAUGACCAAGCUCUUGUAGGUGAUAAGACAAUCGCAUUUUGGCUCAUGGAUAAGGAAAUGUACUCGCAUAUGAGUACGUUAAGUCCACCCAGCGCAAUCAUUGAGCGUGGAAUUGCUCUUCAUAAUCUCAUUACAUUAAUUACACAUGCAGUAGGAGGAGAAGCUUACUUGAAUUUUAUGGGUAAUGAAUUUGGUCAUCCCGAAUGGUUGGAUUUUCCAAGAGCCGGUAAUGGAAACAGUUAUCAUUAUGCUAGACGACAAUGGAAUUUGGUAGACGAUGAGUUGUUAAAAUAUAAAUGUAUGAAUAAUUGGGACCGUGCUAUAAAUACUCUUGAAGAAAAAUAUGGAUGGUUACAUGCUCAUCCUGCAUAUAUAAGUUGGAAACAUGAGGAUGAUAAAGUAAUUGUCUUUGAUCGUGCAGAUCUUAUAUUUGUUUUUAACUUCCACCCAGAAAAAUCAUUUCCUGAUUAUACUGUUGGAGUAAAGAAUCCAGGAACUUAUAAAAUUCUUUUAUGUAGUGAUGAUAAAGAGUUUGGUGGAAAUGAUCGUGUUGAUACUAGUGUGAAACAUUUUACUAAACCAGAAUCGUAUUCUGCUUAUUCAAACAGAAUGAUGGUUUACAUUCCAUGUCGCACAGCUAUUAUUUACGUUCGAGAAACGUGAUUACAUUUUAUGGACGUAGCUAAUAUAAGAACUGGCGUUUAAUAUUAUGUACAAAUAAAAAAUUUUUGUACCAAAGUUUACAACCAAAACCUCAGAAAUUACAGCACUCAUAGGAAAAGUACAAAUUUUUUGGAAACACGACAUGAAUUUUUAUUAUAUUACAUUUCAACAUAAAAAUCAUACUAUGCCUGAUACGUAAACACAUAUACUCAUUAAACUACUGAUACAAGAGAUUAUAUUCAUUUUAGAAUUAUUUUAAAAGGUUUAUAUUUUUAGAUACUGUGUUUUUAGCAUCUGCAAAUAUUUAUAAUAAAAUGGGUAUGUUUUAAA
Messenger RNA from Nomia melanderi (Alkali bee), 2627 nucleotides. RefSeq names its product 1,4-alpha-glucan-branching enzyme (gene AGBE). Gene Ontology annotation, molecular function: hydrolase activity, hydrolyzing O-glycosyl compounds; 1,4-alpha-glucan branching enzyme activity; cation binding. Lineage: Eukaryota; Metazoa; Arthropoda; Insecta; Hymenoptera; Halictidae. Gene Ontology annotation, biological process: glycogen biosynthetic process. Gene Ontology annotation, cellular component: cytoplasm. The record is from RefSeq and is a predicted model, not a curated record.